ACUUCAGUAGUGUUUAAUAAACCUUGAAUGAAUCAUGUCUAACAACAUAACAAAUAGUGUAAUUUCCGGUUAUUGUUACCAACUACAAUUAAAGUAUCGGAUAACUUCAGUGACAUUCAGGAGUUUAAGGCAUAAUAUGGCUCGUUUUAAAGGUUGGAGAUAUGGAAUUUUUGUGGGAAGUUUUGUAGGAGUGAUUGGAUUAUAUCUUUAUUCUAUAUUAAUUCACCCUAUGAUGAAUAUUAAUCAUUACAAGGCAAUAAGAGAACAUGCCAAAACACAACUUCCUCGUGAUAAAGUCAUUUAAUAAAUCGAAUUUAUUGAAUGCUUUAUCUAAAAUUAAGUAAAAUAUAAUAUUAUCUUACAUAAUAACCAAUGAAAUAAUUAAAUUAUAUAAUAUAGAGUAUUGAUAAUAAAAGCAUCUUAGAAA
Messenger RNA from Vespa velutina, 427 nucleotides. RefSeq lists its product as uncharacterized. Gene Ontology annotation, biological process: mitochondrial respiratory chain complex IV assembly. The record is from RefSeq and is a predicted model, not a curated record. The coding region runs from base 35 to 304 and encodes 89 amino acids. Gene Ontology annotation, cellular component: membrane. Lineage: Eukaryota; Metazoa; Arthropoda; Insecta; Hymenoptera; Vespidae. The transcript has 3 exons.